This is a messenger RNA of Coffea arabica (coffee), 1347 nucleotides long. RefSeq names its product cytosolic sulfotransferase 15-like. NCBI's taxonomy places the organism in Eukaryota, Viridiplantae, Streptophyta, Magnoliopsida, Gentianales, Rubiaceae. Gene Ontology annotation, molecular function: sulfotransferase activity. The record is from RefSeq and is a predicted model, not a curated record.
AUGGACGAGAAAAGGAACAGAGGGGGCUUAGCCAUUGCUUUCAAAGACAAUAAUGGCAGCCUUGUCUCUACUUGGGCCAUCCCAACAAAAAUGAGAACAGAUGCUGCCAUACUAGAAGCAGAGGUAAUCAGGACAGCAACGAUAAAGGCUCUGGAGGAACGUUGGACAUCUCUCUUUAUUCACUCUGACUGUAAAGUCUUAGUGGAUAGAAUUAAUAACAAAGGGACUGGAAUUGUUGAGGCGACACCACAACAUCCCAUUAUCGACAAGUUUUGUAUAUGUGAUAUUGUUGGAUUCAACAAAUCCUGCCUUGCUGAUAUCCAUCCACUUUACUUUUCCAUGGAAGAAACGCCAAUAUUCCGUCCUUCAUCCUCAACCAAAGUUGUAGAGGAUAUGGAUGAAUUUCAAGAAUUGCUACAAACAAUUCCUAAAGUAAACUGGGAUGGCCGGUGGCUAUACUACUACAACAAUUUUUGGUGUCCAGAAAGAGUGCUUAAAUCCACAAUUUUCUUUCAAAGAAACUUCAAAGCUAAGGAUUCCGACAUUAUCUUAGCAUCCAUCCCUAAAUCAGGCACCACUUGGCUAAAAUCACUAAGCUUUACCAUCAUCAACCGCAAGAAGUGCACAAUACCAGAGAGCCCUCUCCUCAUCACCAAUCCUCAUGAUCUUGUAAGAUCCAUGGAGUAUGGUUUAUUUCUGAAUAGCGAAAAUCCUGAUCUUGAGGCCUUCUCAUGUCCAAGAAUUUUCUCAACACAUCUGCCCUACCAUGCCCUACCUCAAUCGAUUUUGAAUGCCAAAUGUCGCAUAAUUUAUAUAUGCAGAAACCCUUUGGAUCAGUUCAUUUCUCUCCGGCACUUUUUGCUUGAAAAUAGUGGUGAAGAUCAGCAAAAAGCACUUCCUAUUGAUGAAGCUUUUGAAUUAUUUUGCAAAGGUUUAUACCCUUUUGGUCCCGUUUGGGAUCAUGCUGAGGGGUACUGGAAUGCAAGCCUAAAUGAUGUUCAAAAGGUGGUGUUUCUCAAGUACGAGGAUCUCAAAAUAGAUGCAACUUCUCACGUGAAGAUGCUAGCAGAGUUCUUGCGAUUUCCUUUUUCUCCAGAGGAAGUUGAAAAUGGUGUAGUCGAAGAAAUAGUUAAGCUUUGUAGCUUAGAGAAUCUCAAGAAUAUGGAGGUGAACAAGAAUGGUGUUGUUGUUAAAUCUCCAACUGCUAAGUUUAAAGCUGGUUCCUAUUUCAGAAAGGGAGAAGUUGGAGAUUGGAAAAAUUUUCUCAAUAAUUCCAUGGCAGAACGUUACAAGAAGAUUAUGGAAGAAAAGUUGGGAAAAUCUGGUUUGGCAUUUGAACUGUUAUGA